AUGGUAGUUACUUUCUGCACGCCUAAUAUCAUGUCCCUACGUCAAGGCCAUGGGAUCUCCAGCUCUGGGGAAGAGAUGCAGGGGUACUAUCAGACUCUUGGUCCUGAAUGGACUGGAGUUGAUACACCUUCGUUUCAAACACCCUUUAUGGAUGUAAAUCAACCAUAUUGUUCCGAGCCUAUAGUACAUCCGAAUAUCCUCACGCCAAUUAGCCUUCCAGACAGUUCAUUCCACCCAAGUCCGAUAGCCAGCCACCGAGCGCAAGAGUAUCACCCUCAGGAAUACCGCUACGUCAACGACCCAAUUGUUCAACCGCAAGGCCUUGGAAUUUGCGCACCCUUUCCAAGUGAAUAUCCUCGAACAACUGCGCCAAGCUCCGCCAACUAUGCAUAUGCUCCUGACCACCUGCACUAUGGCCUGGGCCAAACUCCAGCCGCGUCACCGCGAGCUCCACCUCCAAAACGUAUGAAACGAACACCCUCCAAAACGCCAUCAAGAGAUACCCCAAUCAAUAUUCUCCCAGACCCAGAGGGUAUGGAGCGCAUGGAGCGUGAUCGCGAGCGUAGGAGCAAUCGGCCGUCUCCGCCGAUCAUGCCACCCAAACCUCGUGCACCAGGUCGCGGUCGUCGUGACCCGCAAGCAGAGGCAGAAGAUCUUUUUGUGGAAAGCUUGCGCGAGCAGGGCUAUGCGUGGAAAGUCAUUCGUGACAUGUUUUGUGAGCACUUCGAAAAAGAUGCCACCGAGGCCCGACUUCAGAUGCGACUCGGACGUCGGAAAAAGGAACGGACAUCGCGCUGGGAAGAUGCCGAAAUACAACUUCUGACCAGCGCUCAUGAAUCAUGGGAACAGGAGAAGUAUAGAUUUAUUGCAAAUAAGAUGAAAGAACUGGGCUCUACGAAGGGCUAUACACCCGAGGAAUGUAAAUUACAACUAUUCCUUUUAAAUACGAAACAAGAUCUAGCAGAGGAGCAAGGGUCACCUUCCACGACAUCUGAACCCCCAAGUUCACCCCCCCGCGGCGUCUACUUCUCGAAAACGUCGGCGCAAUUCACCGAA
Molecule: messenger RNA, 1056 nt
Organism: Penicillium waksmanii
Lineage: Eukaryota; Fungi; Ascomycota; Eurotiomycetes; Eurotiales; Aspergillaceae
Exons: 4
Source: RefSeq, a predicted model, not a curated record